Asterias rubens (European starfish) is the source of this 3453-nucleotide messenger RNA. Its product is annotated as centromere protein I-like. The record is from RefSeq and is a predicted model, not a curated record. Gene Ontology annotation, cellular component: kinetochore. The transcript has 17 exons. NCBI's taxonomy places the organism in Eukaryota, Metazoa, Echinodermata, Asteroidea, Forcipulatida, Asteriidae. The coding region runs from base 301 to 2553 and encodes 750 amino acids.
UCAAAAAGUGCGGAAAAUAAAUAGAGUUCAACAUCGUAACGCUAACGGUAUUUCAAAACAAAGUUAUGUUCGGAUAUUUCCAAUGCCACCUUCAUAGAAAGUUGACAGUAUACAUGAUAUAGUUUUUGGGAAACGCUGAGAAGUUGUAUUUGUCUGGAAUUCAUGAUGUAUCUUGACUGAGUUAGAGUUCGCUUUGGUGAGCGAUUGUUAUUGUAUUUGUAUGAACUGAUAACUUAGUAAGCGGUUGGCCGUCCAUUUCCGACACUAAUUUGUGAGAUUGCAGAGUUGCCAACCCUAACAAUGGCAACCCCGGCAGCAGAGAAGCGUAAAUCACCAAACAGUCUAAACACUAGUAGUAAAAGUUCUGCAACCGACCAAGGGAGUUCAUACACCGUCAGUAUGGCUAUCAAGUUUUUCAAAAAUGAUGUUUCCAACAGGAAGGUCCGAGGGAAUGCAGCUUUAAUCCUAGCCAUUCAACAAGUUGAGCUAACUGCUAAGAGGGAAGGCUUGACAGCUAGGGACAUCUCUCAACUUCUUGACGUGGCUGCGUCUUCAAAGUUUUCGGACUCCAUCAGUUCCCGCCUCAUCAAGAGUCUCCUCCCAUCAGAUAAGAUUCCUCAAGAAGCUGUGAUUAAAGCAGUGUCAUGGAUGUGCACCAAUAAACCUUCAAAUGAAAUACAGGGUUUGUUGCUGAAAUGGAUGAUAUUGACCUACGACCUUUUGGAUGGAAGUGACGACCUCCAUGCCUUGUAUGGGAUCCUAUUCCAUUUUGUGGAGAAUGACGUUCUGUGUCCUCAAGUCUGUCAUCUGCUAUACCUUCUCACAAGGAAACAAGACGUUCUUGCUUUUAGAGUUCACCGCCUUCUUAGUCUUCAGAAGAGAGUGGGAGUCCAACCUCACAUCACAGGCUUACUCUCAGUCUACAAGAUGUACCGCCCCCAUCUUGUUUCCCUGGUGGCUCCGCCCACUCAGAGGGUGUACUUUCGUCUGACUGUUAAGGCGUGGUCAGCGGAGGUCGACAAGGUCAAAGAGCGGUUACGGAAUCGUGAAGAAGGCUCAGAGGCUGCUGCUCUGGAGAGGUUGCAUGGUCCUGCGCAAGAGUCAACACAGAAAUCCAAGAAGAAGAAGAUAGAGGUCAUCCCCAAGGUCAGUUCCUCGCUGAUGUCACAAGAUGGAUCAGGGGAUGCUGGUUACCAACUACCUGGUUCCCCUCAGGGCAAAGUACCCCUGCAACACAUCAAGACGUUUGAGGACUUACUACAAAAUAUGAAUAGAUUGGAGCUACCUGGUCAGAUAGCGGCAGUAUUAGAAUCCCCGUACCUCCAGCAUGCUAUCUGUUGCCAUUCAGAACAACACACUGUACAAAGAUUAAGCUUCUGGCUUUAUCAAGUCUUACAUCAAGAACUACUGGAUAACUCAUCGGAUGGUCCCAACUCAAGAGCAGAGAGAUUGCUUCAGACUCUGAUCAACUUUACCGACUUCUUGCACGAAGACGUUCCAGUGUGUGAAAACUUUCUGGUCAAGUAUCUCCACACAUGGAACGGUUCAGAUUAUAGGCCAUACAUCCUGAGGCUCAUCACCAGAUUCAGAAUGUACCCGUUCCAGAAGUUGAACGACCUGAUCCUUGAGCCGCUGCGGUCUUUAUUCUUUUGCUCGUCCGUGUUCUUCAAGUGUCAGAUCAUCUACACACUGACGGAGCUUCUUCGUAACUACGUGUCCAUCGAGCUCCCUCGCCAUACCAACACAAUCUGCAACCAAGCUGUUAAAGAUGCUUCGGAGAUCCAACACACAGGGGACUCUCUUCGUGCACAGACUCAAGUGUCCGUCUUCGAGGUACGUGUAGACAAUUUCCAGGCUCUGCAUACCAUUCAAGAGUUGACGACGUACGUCGACAGAAUCAGCGGUCUCGGACUCAUUAUUGAAAAAGACAACGUGCUACUCAUGCAUUAUGUGCUAGAGUUCUUCGAAUUGAUAUCGUGUCUUCAUCUACGAUACGCAGUUCCUUUUGCGUACGUCCCGUCGUCUGGUACUUUCUACAGGGCUCUGUUUGCCAGUAACGCCAUGUCCUGUUCUCGGCUCUGUAAAAUCAUCUGCAAUUACAAAGAUGCAUUUCAAGCCCUGAAGAAGAUGGUUUCCAAUGAGGAGUCUGACCUUCUGUUCACGAACAUCAUGAGGGAUGGCAUCCAGCUCCUUAACCAAUACAUCUUAGAUAUGAGCAACGCUUUGUGGAGAAACAAAGCUUUCCUUCACUCCAACAAGACGGUAGUCUUUGAUAUCCCAGUGACGACGUUACAGACGACUGGCGUUAAACACAUCAACGAAGCAUUCUCAAUACAUCUCCAUAUGGCCAUGCUGCCGUUUGCCUGCAGUUUCCUCAAACAGACGCAGCCGAAAGGCAAGAAGGUUCAUCCGAGCUUGAUCAGAUCAUCAGAGCGAGACACCUACCUGGAUUUCCUGAAGAGAGAACGCCUCGACGGAAUCGUCUCUUUCAUCAAUACGUUCAUCAAACGGAAUGUGAUCCAUCCGACCCCACAGAAACAAUCUAGUAAAUGAAAGUGGGACAAACCGAUUUGGAAGACCCAUCGACCCGAAGGAACAACCGGCCAGAGAAUGCAAAGACAAGGAAAUAAGGUCAGAUAAACAAUGGAAUAGUCUCUUUCAUCAAUACGUUCAUCAAACGGAAUCUGAUCAAUCCAACCCCACAGAAACAAUCUAGUAAAUAAAAGUAGUACCAACUAAUCCGGAGGACCCAUGGAUUUGAUUGGACGAAUUGACUGGAAGUACCUGUUGACCAGAAAGACCCAUCGGCCAGAGAAUAACAGACCAACAAGGAAAUGAGGUCAAAUUCAAGCUAGCUCAUGGUCAGAGAUUCAUCAUGUUUAGAGUUCUCGCCCAGUGUGAUCAAACUAAGGCCCAACUUCAUAGAGCUGCUUCGGCAGUAAACAUUGCUUAUAUAACAGUUUCUUGCUUAGCAGAAAUGAGCUGGUAAGCGUAGUUUUGUCAUGCUGAGCUUUUUUUGUGCACAAGCAGCUCUAUUUUAUUAUAAAGCUGCUUGAGCACCAAGAUUUUGCAGUAGCACCAUCGCCAUAUCGCCAUAUCAAAGUAUCAAGAGAGGGCGCUGUUGAACCCACACAAAGAUAUAGGCGAUGCGUGCGCGAGUCGUGCAUGACAACAUACAUCGCAUAGCAAACUGCCCCAUACUACUUCCCACAACACAUUGCGGUUCUGAAUCACGAUAAACCUUAUGUGUAAACAUCAUUUGAGAAGUGUGGGUUCUGAAAAGAACCAGUGGUUGACAGCUGGAUUUUUUUAAUCAGUAACCAAAAACCUCACCUGAUUCAUUCUCCAACGGGCAAAGUUUUAACCUUACCCAAGGUUAGCAAUAUAAAUAAACAUAAUCUCUAAUGCUUUUCAAGUUUAAAGGCACUGGAUACUAUUGGUAAAUGCUCAAAA